Messenger RNA from Helianthus annuus (common sunflower), 1122 nucleotides. Its product is annotated as dol-P-Man:Man(5)GlcNAc(2)-PP-Dol alpha-1,3-mannosyltransferase. Lineage: Eukaryota; Viridiplantae; Streptophyta; Magnoliopsida; Asterales; Asteraceae. Gene Ontology annotation, cellular component: endoplasmic reticulum. Gene Ontology annotation, molecular function: dol-P-Man:Man(5)GlcNAc(2)-PP-Dol alpha-1,3-mannosyltransferase activity. The record is from RefSeq and is a predicted model, not a curated record. The transcript has 6 exons. Bases 484 to 744 code for a protein of 86 amino acids.
AUUAAGGACAAGAAAAGGCAAUAUAACAUCGGCGCAGCGAGCGCAUCCACAACGCCACAGCGAGCACACCCCAGCCAGCCUGACGCAACGCCACAGAGAGCGCAGCCACAAGGUGACGACAGUGAUGAUGUUACUGGUGGUAGCAGACGAUGACAGCAGGAUGUUCUAGGGUUUAGGUGACGUCAGGAGAUUCUAAGGUUUUGGCAGAAGUAGAACCUAACUCCGAUGAGUGAAACAAAUGCAAUCUCCCUUCAGAUCAGAGAUUUCUAUACUCAGCUUUGAUUCCUAUAACCCAACCUAGGUUUUUGAACAGAUUCUGGUCACGAGUUAAAUGAGAUGUGUCUCUGUAGAAUCAUUCCACACAACUACAGGCUCUGAGUUGAUUUUGGCUCCAACUUUUAAGACAUUUGCUUGUUAAGUUACUUGCUAUAGAAGGUUGGACUGUGAUGAAGAUUACCCGUACGUUGUGCUUGAUUUGUUCAAAUGCGGCUCAACACAAGCAUUACCAGUUCUUUCCCUCUUAAGAAAAGUCCCAACUCUAGCUCCGGAACAAAGAUUCUUGAAAAAGAGCAUAUUUUUACAACCAUGUUUACUGGCAAUUUUGUUUGCAUCGUGUGUGCUCGGUCUUUGCAUUACCGGUUCUACUCCUGGUAUUUCUAUAGCUUACCAUAUCUUUUGUGGAGAACACCUUUUCCGACAGUUGUCAGGCUGUUGUUGUUUGAAGGGGUGGAGUUCUGCUGGUAGGUUCUCCCCUCCACUGUAUACUCAUCCCUUGUGCUUCUUUGUGUACACAUAAUCAUCUUGUGGGGUCUGUGGCGGGCCCCACCUGAGUAUCCAUACGAAAAUGACCGAUCCCAAGCUGGAAUGAAAGCCAGUUGAUCAUUAAUCCUGCUUUGUUUGCUUUUUUGGGAGAUAUUUCCAUUUUUGUUCUGAUCUUUUUUUAUUUGAAAUAUUAACUUUUCAUGACCUGUCACAGUUGGAAACUUGAUUGCAAAACAACAAAUAUGUGAUACAACUCUUCAAAAUAUAGAUGAAAUUGUCAAUUUAGAUGGUAGUGAUUUCAUAUAUGUAACAAAAUAUACGGCAGUUAACAUAUGGCCUCCAUUUGGUACUGGUCAAUCA